CUAGCCGCAUAAUUUUUUUUUGUUCCACAAUUCCGAUCCAGUCUCCGGCUCACUCACUGUCUCCCCGCCGUCUCUCUCCAGUUGCGCCGCGCCCCUCCAAAUCUCAACGGACAAUGCCCGCUCUCCUCUAAGAAUCCGUCCUAUGGCGCUGAUGGGCUGCUUCUCCGACAGAGAUUAGGGUUCCUGAAUUCCUUUCCUCUUCCCUUCUAAUACGCAAGGCAUAAUUCCGCCAUAGGAUUCCAUUCCUUGCUAAUGAGUUAAAAUGAAUCGCAGCCAUUCUGCUUUAGGGGACAUCUAGGACGGACGCUUCGAAUAGAGCACGCGGGGAAAAGUUGGGGAAGGAGCAGAGGAUUGUAAUUGGAUUCUUGCAUUUGUCUUCUUCUUCGUGUUGUCUUUCUUCGUUCUUGGGGAUUUGUGAUUUCGCAUCUGAAUUUGGGGAAUUCGGCAGCUGAAGCAAAUGUCCUACAUGGAUGUCGCCGUCCCUUCGAUCCCCGCCAAGUUCAAGUCGGAGAAGUCGUACCAUCACCAUCAUCAUCGUUUCCUUCGCUGGCACCACUUCUCCUUCCCCAAGCUCCUUACCUUGUCCUUCUUCGCCGCGGCUAUCCUAUUUGCCUUCUUUCUCAUCUCCCCACAUUCCUCCUCCGCAGUUUCGCGUUCUUCCCCCACAACCGAGCGGCGUUCUCUACGCACCUCUUCCUCGGCUGCCUGGGGCGGCCCCGAGUGGGAGAAACACGUCCGCUCCUCCGCACGCAUACGGCGUCGUCCUUUUGGCAUCUCUGUGCUUGUAACCGGCGCAGCUGGCUUUGUCGGCACUCAUGCCAGUAAUGCCCUCAGGCGCCGCGGCGAUGGCGUGGUUGGUCUCGACAACUUCAACAAUUACUACGAUCCCUCCUUGAAACGCGCACGCCAGGCUCUCCUCUCCAAAUCUGGCGUCUUCCUGGUCGAAGGUGACAUCAAUGAUGCCCUCCUACUCAGCAAGCUUUUCGAUCUCGUCACCUUCACCCAUGUCCUCCACCUCGCGGCCCAGGCGGGGGUCCGAUACGCGAUGGUGAAUCCUGGAUCCUACGUUCGUAGCAACGUAGCCGGCCUUGUCUCCAUUCUCGAGGCCGCGCGCUCUGCCACCUCCCAGCCGGCAAUUGUGUGGGCAUCCUCCUCCUCCGUGUACGGCCUCAACACCCAAGUCCCCUUUUCGGAAUCCCACCGAACUGACCGCCCAGCGUCCCUCUAUGCCGCCAGUAAGAAGGCUGGUGAGGAGAUUGCGCAUGUAUAUAACCACAUAUACGGUCUCUCAAUUACUGGCCUUCGCUUCUUUACUGUUUAUGGUCCUUGGGGCCGCCCUGAUAUGGCCUACUUCUUCUUCACAAGGGACAUUCUUGCCGGCAAGUCCAUCACAAUCUUUGAAGGCUCUGAUGGCGCCACAAUUGCCCGUGACUUCACCUACAUUGACGACAUUGUGCAGGGUUGCCUUGCAUCUCUGGAUACCGCCCAGAAGAGCACGGGCAGCGGCGGGACAAAACAGGGACCAGCUCAGCUCCGUGUCUUCAACCUUGGUAACACCUCCCCCGUUCCUGUUGUUGAGCUUGUCGCCAUUCUUGAGCGUCACCUCAAGAUGAAGGCCAAGCGUAAGGUUGUCAAGAUGCCAAGGAAUGGAGACGUUCAAUUUACUCAUGCAAACAUCAGUUUGGCGAAGAAAGAGCUCGGUUAUCAUCCGACUACUAACCUGCAGACGGGGCUGAAAAAGUUCGUGAAAUGGUACCUAACCUACUACGCUCCUCCUUCAGGAUCAUACUUGAACAAGAAGGGAAGAAGUGGCAGCAGCAGCAACUCCAGCUGAUGGUAAAUGCGGACGACGGGAGUACGUUGUCUGCAUCCAAAUCUUUCUAUUAUCAUUUACGGAAAGAAGAGGGGACUGGAGUCUGGAAACGGAGGGUUUUGAAUUGGAGGUGUUUCUUGUUUGCAGGAUAUUAUUAUUUUUCUUGACCCUCAAUAUAAGAAAAGGAAGCACAAUUUCCUUUCUGCUGCGCUGCUUCCGGCGUGUGCUUUUAUACUUUAUUCAAAACCAAAUAUCAGGAGAGCCUCUUUUCUUUUGUGAUCUUUUCUAUUAGCUUCCGGCUGUAAUUGAAUUCUUAAUGUACUUGUUCAUUGAUUUAAUUUUUUAACCAUAUCAUGACAUGCAGUUUCUUUGAAUAAAUGGAAAACUUACUUUGGGUUUAUUAAA
Dendrobium catenatum is the source of this 2218-nucleotide messenger RNA. RefSeq names its product UDP-glucuronate 4-epimerase 4-like. Lineage: Eukaryota; Viridiplantae; Streptophyta; Magnoliopsida; Asparagales; Orchidaceae. Bases 458 to 1834 code for a protein of 458 amino acids. The transcript is spliced from 2 exons. The record is from RefSeq and is a predicted model, not a curated record.